UGUCAACAGUUUAUCCUGGAACCUUCUGGCAUUCUUUGUCUGGUUGGCUCUCACAGCACGCUUAGCCUUCUCAGUGACUCAUUUCUUGAGAAAACUGGACUUGGUUGACUUCUCCCUUACUCAGCAGCUGAGCUGAGCCUGAUUUAUGAGGCCCAGCUCCACCCAAGAGAAGAAAGCAUGGAGUUAGAAAGGCAAAAUACCAAGAAAAAGGAGUUGACGAAGUCACUUCUCCUGCUUACGCUGAUUGUUGUCUCUGGAUCUUUCCAGUAUGGUUACAACCUCUGGAUGGUCAAUGACCCAGAUUCGCUCCAGCAAGACUUUCAGAACAUAACCUAUGAGAAAGAUAAGGCGAAAGUUGGGCCAAACGGGAACAUUCUUAUGUUCCUGUUAGCUGUUACCAUUGCUAUCUUCCCGAUUGGAGCCUUAGUUGGAUCCCUUUUGAUUGGCCUGCUGGUGGAUAGGUUUGGCAGGAAACGUACCUUGCUGAUAAAUGACCUUUUGGCCAUAUUCUCUGCUAUCUGCUUGGGUUGUUCUGAUGUGGUAAAUAGUCAUGGAUUCACUAUCUUUGCACGGUUUGGCACUGGGAUGUGCUCAGGCAUAUUCGACGGUGUUGUCCCAAUGUACCUCGGAGAGAUCUCUCCUGUCAACUGGAGGGGAUGCAUCAACAUUUUGUCCAUGCUCUUUGUCUUGAUCGGCCUCAUGGUGAAUAUGAUCUGUGGACAUCCUCAACUUCUGUGGCUUAAAAAAGGCAAGCCAAUUGUGAUGAGCUUCACUGCAUUUGUGGCAUUAUUGCAGCUUCUCCUACUGCUCCCCUUCCCUGAGAGUCCUAGAUAUCUACUGAUUCAGAAGAAGAAUGAAGAGGAAGCGAGGCAAGCCCUGAAGAAGUUGAGAGACCAGGAUGAUGUGGAGGAAGAGAUGGAAGAGAUUCGUCAGGAGUAUCACUAUGAGAGGGAAGAAAAGCAGAUUAAUGUGUCGAAGCUGCUAUGCUUCAAAAGUCUGAGGCGGCAACUUCUCUGUAUCGUUAUCUUGAAGGCGGGACAGGAGUUAUCUGGCAUCAAUGCAGCAUACUUUUACAUGAGAGAAAUCUUUCUGUCUACUGGGGCAGGAGAGCACAAUUCCUGGUACUCCCAUUUUUCAACAGCUUGUUUCCUGAUCUUCUCACAGGCAUUUGCGAUGUAUGUCAUUGAUUCUUGGGGACGGAGGUUUCUACUUCUCGUUGGCUUUGGGAGCUGCAGCAUCUUGUGCAUUCUGUUAACUAUGACAAUUCAACUCAAGGAUACCAUCUCAUGGAUGCCUUACAUAAACAUGUGUUUUGGCAUUUUGCUAGUUGGUGCACACAUGUUUGGACCGAAUCUAGUUCCCAACCUGAUGAUAACGGAACUGUUCCUUCAAUCAUCCCGCUCCUCAGCCUAUGCGAUUGGUGGAUGUGUGCGUUGGUUUUUCAAUUUUUUAAAUGGAUUUACAAUCCUCCAUGUCUAUAACCAGAUCGGGACCUAUAUCUUCCUUGUAUACUUUCCUUUCAGCGCAGGCUGUUUUUUGUACAUCCUCAAGUUUGUCCCAGAAACUAAGAAGAAGACCUUUCUGGAAAUCAGGAGGCUCAUGGAAAUGCAUAUCGCCAAGGAGAAGCUAGUCAAGGCGGCAGUCCAAUAGAAAUUGGGGAGGUGCUCUGUGCACCGCUGCGGGUUUAAUGAGAUGUUACAGGAACUGCAAGGAGGCCACCAACUUGGGUCUCCCAGAUGCAUCCCCUUGGUAAAGCUUACUAAAAGAAAACUAUAACAUGACAUGAUGGCGAUCAACA
Molecule: messenger RNA, 1798 nt
Organism: Hemicordylus capensis (graceful crag lizard)
Lineage: Eukaryota; Metazoa; Chordata; Lepidosauria; Squamata; Cordylidae
Product: solute carrier family 2, facilitated glucose transporter member 5-like
Exons: 13
Coding region: 178-1650 (490 amino acids)
Biological process (GO): monosaccharide transmembrane transport
Cellular component (GO): membrane
Molecular function (GO): hexose transmembrane transporter activity
Source: RefSeq, a predicted model, not a curated record